AUGAUCACACGCUUCAUCACUGAGGUCAACACCAAGUUCAACCCCUUCUCCACAAAGUCGAGGUCGGCCCGGCUGUUCCUCUCGUUUCUGCCCCCAACGGCGCGCAGCCAGGGAAUGGCCAUCCAGACGAAGCUGCUGCCGCGGACAUCAGCCGACAAGGCGUCUCUGCAGGUGAAAUUCAAGGACGGCAAGCUACUGGACCUCGACUGCGAGAACUUGGGGAUCAAGGGCCUUGUGGAGGAGUGUGACCGACACUCGCGAGCACUACAGAAGCAGGCUGACCUGGCGGAUGCGUAG
Molecule: messenger RNA, 297 nt
Organism: Diaporthe amygdali
Lineage: Eukaryota; Fungi; Ascomycota; Sordariomycetes; Diaporthales; Diaporthaceae
Exons: 2
Coding region: 1-297 (98 amino acids)
Cellular component (GO): mitochondrial large ribosomal subunit
Molecular function (GO): structural constituent of ribosome
Source: RefSeq, a predicted model, not a curated record